This is a messenger RNA of Amphibalanus amphitrite, 2177 nucleotides long. RefSeq names its product 5' exonuclease Apollo-like. The transcript is spliced from 8 exons. Gene Ontology annotation, molecular function: 5'-3' DNA exonuclease activity; damaged DNA binding. The record is from RefSeq and is a predicted model, not a curated record. Gene Ontology annotation, biological process: double-strand break repair via nonhomologous end joining; interstrand cross-link repair; protection from non-homologous end joining at telomere. NCBI's taxonomy places the organism in Eukaryota, Metazoa, Arthropoda, Thecostraca, Balanomorpha, Balanidae. Bases 163 to 1872 code for a protein of 569 amino acids.
AAACUUCGCCAUUGUGUUAUGUAUGUGUAAGUAGAGAGAUAGGAUGGUCUCCUUCAUUCAUUUAUUUUCGCAAUAUUUGGAACACUCGUGAGGAAGAGCAUACUGGGGACUUGACGCUCUACCAACUACCAAGUAUUCUCCAGAGAUUAACCUGGAUUCAGAAUGAAUGGGCAUGUGAUUGUACCAAAUCUUAUUGCUGUUGACUUCUGGAAAGAAAGUGCUGCGACAAACUUCUUCCUCACCCACUGUCAUGGGGACCAUCUAAGUCCUAGAUUGACAAGAUGGUCGAAGAAAAUCUACACCUCUAAACUUAACUGCGAGAUUCUGCAGAUCAUAUACAAUCUGCCGCCCAGCCUGCUGGUGGAGCUGCCGCUCGGAGAGACGACAGCCGUGGACCGGUUCCAGGUGACGGCACUGGACGCCCGCCACUGUCCGGGCAGCAUCGUCCUCCUCUUCCAGGGUGAUUUCGGCUCCAUCCUGUACACGGGCGACCUGCGGUUCUGGCCGGGCCUCCUGGACGAGCCGGCGCUCCAGUACGUGGUGUCAGGACCGGGCCUGGACAGGCUGUACCUGGACAACACCUACUGCUCGCCAGAUUGUGUGUUCCCGCGGCGCGAGGAGGUGCUGGAACAGGUCAUCCGCUACCUCAGGGAGUGGGACGACUGCGACAUCUAUAUCGGCAUGCGCGAGCUCGGCAAAGAGGACGCCGUGCUGGCGAUCGCAGAGGCACUGCAGACGGACGUGAUCGUCAGCAAGUCGCGGCUGCGCCUGCUCGAGUGCUGCGCGCCAUCGCCGCGCUGGACGACCGACCCGCACUCUGGCGGCCGACUGCGACUGGUGCCGUUCCGUCAGAUUGCCGAGUACGGCUCGGGCAGUACGGAUACGGGCCGACAGCGCGUGGCGCUGCUGCUGACGGCGCUCUAUGUGGGCUCGCAGCUGCCAGCCCAGUACAGCGGCGGGCGGGUGCAGGUGUUCCCCUACAGCGACCACUCGUCGUUCCCGGAGCUGUGUGAGCUGGUGCGCCGCGCCCGGCCGCGCCGCGUGCUGCCGCUCGUCAACCGGUGGGCGGCGCGCGGCGGCCACACGCACCGCGACCACUCGGCGCGCGCCAACAUGGCCGUGUUCCGCACCUACCUGCGCCUCGACAGUCCACCGCCGCCGCUGGUGCCGCCGGCAGACGGAGCGGCAGGGCCGACUGACGGAGCGGCAGGGCCGAGUGACGGAGCGGCAGAGCCCCAGAAGGUAGCCCCGCCAGGUGACGCAGCGACAGAUCCUCAAGAGGUCGUCCCGCCGGCUGAAGGACCGACAGGGCCGACAGAUGAAGCGACGGAACCCCAGAAGGUAGCCCCGCCAGCUGACGGGCCUGCGGAGUCCCGACCCCCGUCUAAAGGAGCAAAGGAACACCAGCAGGAGACUGAGACGGAGGGACGGAAGCGGCCAGCGAGGCAGACGACUGGGCAGAAGACAAAGAGGCGCAGCCGAUCGGCCAGGAGGUCGAAGAAACCGGCGGGGAAGACAGAGUCGGAGGCGGUGGGCGCGGAGUCUGAGUCAGCGGGUGUGGAGUCCGAGUCAGUGGGUGCGGAGUCGCAGGCGGCGGGUGCGGAGUCUGAUUCAGUGGGUGUCGAGUCGCAGGCGGUGGGUGCGGAGUCUGAGUCAGUGGCCGCAGAGUCCGAGUCGGUGGGUGCCGAGUCGCAGGCGAGGGAUGCGGGGUCGAAGGCGUGGUCCGGUAGGCAGUGUGGCGGCCGGCGGCCAUGUCCGUUUUUGUUGGUGGGCGGCCGGCUGGUGCGCAUGAACCGGGUGCUCUGCACCCCGGACGAGGUGAAGGAGUGGCUGACGUCGUGCGGCGGCCCGGUCGAAGCCCCAGAACGGUGAUUACCAACCGUGGCUGAUGUCGGUUCAGCCGCUGUGGCCCAGAUGUCUUUCAGACAGUGGCUGGGCAUCCCAGCUCAAUCAUCAUUCAAUCAUCAAAGCUAUCGUUUCAUCGUUUCAACGUAGUCGUGCGAGUGGGAUAUGCUUGCUUUAUUUGCUAGUGUGCAUGCUGGCAUAGAAGAACUCCAUAUGUUCAAGUGUUUAUUUUAUUAGUUUUCAAGUUUUAUGCAUGCAGAUUGCAGAGUACCGGAUGUAGUAAACGUUUGUUAUGUUACGUGUUGCGUUUUGCGAAUGCAGAAUACAGUCUA